Molecule: messenger RNA, 4002 nt
Organism: Xenopus laevis (African clawed frog)
Lineage: Eukaryota; Metazoa; Chordata; Amphibia; Anura; Pipidae
Exons: 5
Coding region: 373-1362 (329 amino acids)
Source: RefSeq, a predicted model, not a curated record
UCUGUCUGUGCAGCCGCUAUCACACGCACCCAAUCAGCGGGGAGGGCGGGGAGAAAAGCGGUGCCUUUUGUUAGUUCUACCGGCAAGAGAAAGAGGGAGUAUCACAAGAAACAGUCAGGUAAAAGCCCCAAAGAGAUCCUUGACGUCACUCCCGGUGGCACUGUUGCUUGCGUGACGUCAGGGAUACAUGCAGCGCUGGCUUUCCGAUCAGAGUUGUUGAAACUGCUCAGCUGAUGUAUCGUAGAAGAAGUCGGCAAGGACGUGACGUCACACGACGAGGAGCUGCCGUGACGUAAUAAAACAGCGAAGCUCUCAAGCACAGGUGUAUUCUGAUCGCUGUAACACGUGGCAGACUGACUGAAGCGGCUGAAGAUGGGGCGUGUGUUUGUGCUCGCUCGUCUCCUCUGCCUUCUCCUCGCUACUUGGGUCACAGCAGGAGAAACUCAUAACACCGAAACAGUAACCAUACAACCACCUGAGAUAAUGACAAUAAGCCCUGUAAUUCUUGGUUCUGUGCCCACUUCCAUGGAUCAUUUCAAGACUGUCCAUGAUGAAACAUGGAGACCCAGCCUAUCACAGAAUAUGGAUACCACUGUCCAACCUCACAGCCAUGAAAGCAUCACAGUGACAGACCAGCAUGUAUCAUUGGCUGAUAUCCUAUUUACAAACAAAAUGCCAGAAACUGAUAAUUCAGCAGCCACUGGAACUAUUUCUAAAGGUUCCACAGUACAUGCCAAUCCUGCCUCUACUCCCAGCACGACACUCUUUGAACAAGACCAUAUGGAGAGAGAAGUAACCAGUGCAUAUCCUACCCAGCCUGAGCUGGUAAGCCAGUCAACAGUGACGGCAAGUACACUGGAAAUAACAGAUGCUGAAGACAGCCUUACCACAAGAAAAUCUCUAACCAGUACUCGGAGGCUACCAGCAAUCAUGUCGCAGGGCAGCACUGCACACUCCACAGACACUCCACGUGCUCCUGAUACAACAACUGCUUCAUUAACCAGCUGGAUGGCAGCUAUCACCACCAGCAUCUCCAUAUCAACAACCUUAAAUUCAAGUAACCCAGCCAGAACAAGCUCCUUGCCCACUCAUACUACUAUAGCAGAGGUACAGACUGGACCUGUAGUGCUGAAUGUCGGAGAUGGUGGAAAAGACGUACCAAGUUACUACUCGAAGAACAACUCAAACCCCCUUUUUGUGAUGAUUGUGUCCAUAUUUACAGUCAUGGUUGUCACAGUUGCAGUCAUGGUUGGCUUUCAGCGUUAUAGGCGUAACCACAGACAGACAGAAUUCCGACGCCUUCAGGACCUUCCAAUGGAUGACAUGAUGGAAGAUACUCCACUGUCCCUGUACAGCUACUAGUGAAGAGUCCGUAACCACAAGGAGCUUCAUUUGCACAUGGUUUUUGUUGCAUCCACAGGGGAAUCCUGGGACAAAAAGUAUUGGAUUGCCAUCAAUUAACUGUUCCCCCACCUUCCUGUUUUGUUCCCACUGCACCUUCAGCUGUGCAAGGUACUUUGACAUGGCAUCAUGAUACUAUGACCAGAUGAAAUAUAUUGGGGAGUUUCACUCAUUAAAUCAGAAAUGUGCUAUUAACAGUUCAGUUCACUUUGAUAAUGUGAAUAAUAUUAAUGUGUGCUAAUCUUUCAGCAGUUUUUCUAUCAGUAGGAACUAGAUGACCUUAUAUACAUACAACACACGUAAGUAAUCUGUCUGUAUUAGAAUCACUCAGGGCUAGAAUUUAUAUAUGGUGCCCUGCUAUAUAAAGAGGCCCAGGAGUUAUAGCAAAGCAGCCAUUAGAGGGUUAAAGACUGUCUCAUGAUUGUAUUUGACACAAUUUUAUAAGUAGAAAAAGCCCUGAAAUUACACAACAGCACUGGGUAGAAAUGGUACAUUGAUGUUUUACCAUAAAUUAUGCUAAGAACGCAUUACUGUUCUAAAGCAACUUUCCAAAAUAUAUAUAUCUUCAUUUUUCAGAGGAACAGCAGGCUAAACCUCCGCCUUACCCAAUGUGUAGCAAUAUCCUAUGGUAAAUGGGGCAUUUUCCCUGCUAGGAUGUUUCUACUAUCAGGGAAGCACCUGAAACAACCUCUACCAUUCACUUCUAUAGGAUACAUCUGGUGACAAGUAUAAAUAGUAUUUAAAGUGUGCAUGUGUGAUUAUAAUGUAUUAUUCUGUGGCACGCAAUGGUCCCAUCGUUUCUAGAUGACCCAUCUGAAAGAAUGGCAAGUAGCAAAGAAUAAGCUUAUUAGAUGCAGUGGUCAAAGCAUACAGCACAGGACAUGCUUCAUCAGCACCAUGAGUUUCUCAGGGGUACAUAAAUACAAGACGUCGUAACGUAGUUAUAUGAUACUGACAGAGCAGGUUGGGUUAUUUAUGCUUUGACCAUUAUACAUAGUAACAUAGUAACAUAGUAAGUAAGGUUGAAAAAAGACACAUGUCCAUCGAGUUCAACCAUUUUUUUUUUUUUUGUUUAUUAACUACCUAUCUGCCAGUUGAUUAUGGUUCAUAAGCUUUUUUUGUUUUUUUGUUUUUUUUUACUACUAAGUACUAGUAGUUAGUUUAUGCAGUAGUGCCCCACUUGUUUAGAGGUGAAAAUAGCAGCUAUGAACCCCAAGUGUGCUAUAGUUGGUGAAAUUAAAUAUAUCCACAUGGCUGACAAAAGGCAAGGCUGCUUUCACGGUCAAAAAUAUGGUGUGUUUACUGCCACACAUAUUUACCAAAUGUCCGUUUCAAAAACAGGAGUGCAUUUUAUGUUUGAGUGCAUUGGAUGCAAGCUCACUUUGUGCUGUGUCUUAAGUUUGGUCAGUGUUCAAUAUGAAGUAGGCCCUACACUCACUGGUAAUUUAUGCACCAGUGCACUGCAGUAAAUGUGUUUAGAGAUGCUUGGAAAUGCAGUAGCCAGAUAAAAAUAUAUGCUCUUUUGAAAGGCAUGAUGAACAGAGGCUCCAGCCUUCCAAUAGGAGGCAAUUAAAUAUAAUUGCUAUCCAAAAGAAUCAUUUUCUAAGUUAUUCCAUGGAAAAUAAUGCUGUUCCUGAUAGCACUCACCUAUGCAUAUGAGUGAAAUUUCAGACACAAAAGCACUUGGUAUAAAUCACUCACAGGCAUUUCAGAUAUAUCAAGCUGCCCAGCACUGCCUAGGGAAUUUAUAGAACACAACAUCAUAGUAAAAGCAGUAUGUUCUGUUAGAGAUGAGUGAAUUUUUUUUCCUGGCAUAAUGGUGACUAGGAGCAUUUUGAUGGUUUGUGAGAGCUAGAGUAGGAACUUGCUGGAGCUAGUUGUUUAAGAUAGUGCAAGUAGAAGUUGUGGGCAGACUACGGUGGUGUGGAAAUUUAUUAUGUACCAGUCCCAGACUAAUGGGCCCUGAGCAGUGACUGCAGGAGCUCUACCAUAAAGGUGAGAUUUUUGAAGAUUUUUUUUUUUCUCUCCUACGUGUUUAAAAAAAGUUUGAAUAUUGACUAGUGUGAGACUUGGGGUGAACAUUUAUUUGCUACUGUAGCUAUACUGCAAUCAGCCUAGGAAAGCCUUUGAAACACCAACAUUAUAUAAUAUUGAACUGAAUUCAUAAUUUGAAAAAAAGGAACGUACAGUUCAUGUGAUAUAUCAUUUCUACUGAAGGUGUGAAUAUGCAGAACAAAGCUAUCCAGGAUAUGAAAAAUUCAACAUGUUAUAAAGAAAAUAUUUCUAGGGAUGGUAACAGAAAUGUUUCUGAACCUCCAUAUUCUAGAGCGAACCUAAAAAUGCUAAAAAAAAAAAAUGUUCUUUCCCAAAAUUAGAAGAAAAAGCAUCCAAAAUUUUAGCCCCUGUCAAAAACAAAUAAAGUUGCACUGUUCGUUAUUUACUGGGGCGUAAAUAUUUGUCACUCCCGAUAAAAUGCCAUCAGAGGCAUGGUUAUUACUUUGACUCAUGCCAAGAAUGUCCCAAACCCCAGCAAACUUAUCCUUUCCUAUAAACCCCAUUUCUUUUGUGUUAUAAGUAUUUCAAUAAAAAAUAUUAAAUGUA